AUGUCUGAAGAGGCCGCCACUCCAGCGGAGAAAGUUACCCGGACUCAGAGGGUGUUUAUUAACCAGCUGGACACGUACAGCAGCGGGAACAUCGGGAAGUUCCUGUCUAACUGUGUUGUCGGGGCUUCCCUGGAGGAAAUCACAGAAGAGGAGGAGGAAGAAGAUGAAGCCAGGUCAGCCAUGCUGGAAGCCGCCUCCUCCAAACUCAAGGAAGGCACAUUCCAGAUUGUGGGCACGCUGGCCAAGCCCCAAAGCUCCCAGCCUGAGUUUGCAGUGGAGGCAUACUCUACCAUCUCUCGAGAAGACCUCCUCUUGCGGCUGAUGGAGUGUGACGUCAUCAUCUACAACAUCACCGAGAGCCCCACACAGGUGGAGGAGGCCGUCUGGGCAGUGACGGCCUUGAGCGAAGAGACCAGCCAUUUCGAAAAACGGAAGCUGUUCGUCCUCCUCUCCACGGUGAUGACCUGGGCUCGGUCCAAGCCGCUGGACCCCGAUGACAAUGAAAUUCCAUUUACAGAGGAGGAUUACCGAAGAAGAAAGCAUCACCCUAAUUUUCUGGAUCACAUAAAUGCUGAAAAAAUGGUCCUCAAGUGUGGGAAAAAUAGCAGAAAACUUGUAACUUACGUGGUGGCGGCCGGGCUGCAGUACGGGAUGGAAGGUGGAGUCUUACACACUUUCUUCAAGACUGCGUGGCUGGGUGAGGUCCCUGCAUUGUCAGUGUUUGGGGAUGGGUCAAAUGUCAUUCCAGCAAUUCACGUGCUUGAUUUAGCAGGGGUGAUACAGAAUGUCCUGGACCACGUGCCGAAGGUGCACUACUUGGUGGCGGUGGACGAGUCGGUGAGCACCCUGGAGGACAUAGUCAAGUGCAUCAGUAAGAAUGUUGGCCCUGGGAAAAUCCAGAAAUUACCAAAAGAGAACGCUUUCCUGACCCAGGACCUCACGCAAGAGUGCCUUGACCACUUGCUGGUCAACCUGAGGAUGGAGGGGCUCUUCGUGAAGGAGAAUUUCAACCUUCGCUGGGUCUCACAGACGGGCUUCGUGGAGAACAUGGCUACCAUCCUGAAGGAGUACAGGCACAGCCGGGGACUGCUGCCCAUCAAGGUCUGCAUCCUGGGACCCCCUGCCGUGGGGAAGUCCAGCAUCGCGGCAGAGCUAUGCACGUACUACAAGCUGCACCACAUCAAACUCAAGGACCUCAUCUCUGAGGCCAUCGCAAAGCUGGAGGUGAUUGUCGCACCUAAGGAGGGAGGGGAAGAGGAAGAGGAAGAGGAGGAAGAGGAAGAGGAGGAGGAGGAGAACGUGGAGGAAGCACAGGAGCUGCUGGACAACAUCAAGGAGAGCAUGGAGCAGAAUGCAGGUCGUCUAGAAGAUCAGUAUGUAAUUCGAUUUGUGAGAGAAAAGCUGAAAUCCAUGCCUUGUAGGAAUCAGGGUUACGUCUUGGAUGGGUUCCCGAAGACCUAUGAACAAGCAAAAGACUUGUUCAAUCAAGAAGAGGAGGAGGAAGAAGAAGAUGUCAAAGGCAAACUGUUUCCCUUCGAUAAGUUAAUCAUCCCUGAGUUCGUCUGCAUGCUGGAUGCCUCUGAUGAGUUCCUGAAGGAACGGGUGAUGAACCUUCCUGAGCACGUGGUGGUGGGGACCCACUACAGCCAGGACCGCUUCCUGCAGGCCCUCGCCAACUACCGAGACAGCAACACGGAGGACGAGACGGUGGUCAACUACUUCGAUGAGCUGGAAAUCCACCCGAUACACAUCGAUGUGGGGAAACUCGAUGACGCACAGAACAGACUGGCGGUCAAGCAGCUCAUCAGAGAGAUCGGGAAGCCGCGCAACUAUGGGCUGACGGAGGAGGAGAAGGCGGAGGAGGAGCGCAGGCUGGCCGAGGAGCGUCUGCUCAGGGAGGCAGCGGCGGAGGCCGCGCGCAAGCACAGCGAGGCGGUGGAGGCGGCUGAGAGAACGGCGCGCUGGGAGGAGUGGAAUAAACGACUAGAGGAAGUGAAACGGGAGGAGAGGGAGCUGCUGGAGGCUCAGUCCAUUCCCUUGAGGAACUAUUUAAUGACCUAUGUGAUGCCCACCCUGAUGCAGGGCCUGAACGAGUGCUGCAAGGUCAGGCCCCAGGACCCUGUGGACUUUCUGGCAGAGUAUCUCUUCAAGAACAAUCCUGAAAUGAAGUGA
Elephantulus edwardii (Cape elephant shrew) is the source of this 2172-nucleotide messenger RNA. It is a transcript of the gene AK7, whose product is annotated as adenylate kinase 7. Gene Ontology annotation, cellular component: cytoplasm. The record is from RefSeq and is a predicted model, not a curated record. Gene Ontology annotation, molecular function: AMP kinase activity; ATP binding. Gene Ontology annotation, biological process: nucleobase-containing compound metabolic process. Bases 1 to 2172 code for a protein of 723 amino acids. The transcript has 18 exons. Lineage: Eukaryota; Metazoa; Chordata; Mammalia; Macroscelidea; Macroscelididae.